AUGUCUCAAUCAGACGACUAUCCAACCUGGUUCUCCGAACUAGACUGGACUCACGGCUGGUUUCAACCAAACCCACCUCGUCCUCAUGAAAAUAAAGAUACUUCAACAGAAAUCAAACAAGAGACAAAACCUCUCUUUCAACCUCAAUCUCCACUUCUGUACCACACGCAAUCCCAGUCUCACUCCCAUUCACAGUCAGAUCAAAUCUUCGAAGAUGAUACCGCCGGUACAGGCACAAUCGAAUGGAUCCAACAACCUCCAAUCAUUGUCCCUGUCAGACCGAGUAGCGAUCGAAUUACAAAACGUCGUCUACGGGGGAUUCAUCUUUUCAUGAUCACAAUAAACGGGACCCUCGGCACAGGCCUCUACUGGCGAGGCGGCCAAAUCCUCGAACUCGGCGGUCCCCUCGCCGUCCUUUUAUCCUUUCUAUUAGUUGGCCUCCUCGCCUGGGCUGUGAUGCAAUGCAUCACCGAAAUGCUCUGCAUCUGGCCCAUCCCCGGCGCCUUGUCAGUAUAUGUCAGCGAAUUCGUAGACUCCGAGUUGGGUAUUGCCGUUGGCGUAACCUAUUGGUUUACGUACUCGGUAUCCUUCUCUGCGCUGGUGGCUACUUCGGCUGCAGAGUUGGUGUUUUGGCCUGUUAUCAAUGAUAGUAAGAGUUUUCAGGGGUUGGUGAUUUAUUUUGCUAUUCCGGUGGCUUUGAUAUUGGUUAAUGCGUUGAGUAUUGGGAUAUAUCGACAUGUGGAAUUGUAUACGGGGAUACUCAAGAUUUGCUUUCUUAUCGUUAUAUUCGUGUUUCUGAUUGUGUUGAAAUUCAUGGACUGGUCUUUGGUGCUUGUAUUCGACCAUAAUGCCGCCCCUAACUGGGCCACAGCAUUUAUAAUGUCCAUCUCAAUCGCAACAUUCGCCUACGUCGGCGUCGAAAUCGUAGCCGCGUCUGCCCUCGAAGUCAAAUGGCCACGCCGCAUCAAAUCGGAUCUAUCUUCGCAUCCCUCCCAACGCUCCAACGACACCCUAAUCGGAAACACAGUCAAAUUCUCCGCUAUCUGGAUCUCCGUCAUGGCCACACUUGCAUAUACCCUGACAAGUGUCCUCGCAACUCUGGAGAUCCCCUGGGAUGACUGUCAACUUCCGCGCCUGAGUUGGGUGACGACAACUACUCCCUGCUCCGCCCCUUCACCUGCGGAUAUACCUCCCAAUAACACGGGAACAGGCGAGAAAACAUCCUCAGUCUUCGUCGCAAUCGCCUCACGCUCCUCAAUCCCACAUCUAGGAGACAUAUUCAACCUCUUCCUCGUCUUCACCUGCCUCAGCUGCGCCAGCACAAACCUCUACGUCGCUUCUCGGGCGCUCUUCGGUCUUACAAGUCGUCUAGACGACGGCCGGGACCAGCCCUGGUACCUUCGCGCAAUGGCGUACUUUGGAAAGACAGAUCAAUACAGUGUCCCACGAAGAGCGAUGAUUCUGUCGGCGUUUGCGUUUUGGUGGGUUCCAUUUUUGCAGUUGAGGUCUGGCACGGGGACGGAUAAUCCUAUUGGAAUGUUUGUGGAAAUUCUGGCUGAAAUGGCCUCUGUCGGCAUAUUGAUUGUAUGGGCAUGUGAAUGUCUCGCUUUUAUACGAUAUUACCACUGUAUAUCAACCCACCGCGAGACCCUCGAACGCGAAGGCAUCUCCCAAGUUCGUCGCUGGAGCCACAAACAUCCAACCGACUACCCCUACCGCGGCAGCGGACAACCUUUUCUCGCAUAUGCGGCUUUGGCAGGAUGUAUGUUUGUCCUUGUCGUCGCAAACAGUGCUGCCUUGUGGGAUGGGUUUCAUGUUAUGCCUUUUUUGUCUUCGUAUCUUAUUGUCAUCGUAUUUAUCGCUCUAUUAGUUGCGAUCAAACUCAAACGAGGCGGGAAAUGGGCUUUCGUGGAUUUAUCGAAUGAGCAAAAGGUGAUUAGAAAGAUUAAUAAUUUGCAUAGUAUUCGAUUGGGGGCUACGUAGCCCUGAUUAGCUAGCAUAGGUUAGGUAUUUAGAUAAUGUACAUAGUAAUGACAACCACCAUAUGAACGAGACAUGAAUGCAUCUAGAGCAAAUGAAAAAGACUAUACCUGCUCUUCACCUCUCACCUCAUUCUCAGCAACCGCAGAGAUCGGUUCCUGACCAGCCCACCCCUCCGUAACAGUCAAAUCCGCAUACCCAACCCCCCUGAAAAAAGCAUGUCGACGACUCCUCGCACUCCAAGCCCAUCCAUCACUUCGUCGAAGCGGUAGAUGGUACAUGUGAAACCCGACGUAGGCGAAAAAUAUACCCAGGGCAGAUCCAGAGAUGAUAUCGAAGCCGGCGUGACGGUGGUCAUGGUAGCGCGAGCAUGCGACGAAGAAUGCGACGCAGAUGGGGACGAAGACGAGGAUUUGGAGGUAGACUGGCGGUGCGGCACCUUGAUCACGGGGGGAUGUUGAUGUUGGCAGGGUGUCGGUGGUGAAUGAGUUUGUGCUCUCACUCUCAGCUUUUUGGAGAUGACUGUUUGCUGGUGGUGCUGCUGGUGGUGGUGGUGCUGCUGCUGCAGGCGAACGAGUUCCAAAGGGUAAUGGACCGAGGUAGGGAAAUGAGACUGAGAAUUUGGCGCAUAGCCACAGAGUCAAGUACAACAUACCCGCGAACGAAACUAACCUGUCAGCACAUAGCAAACUCUUUAAGGGUCGAUAGUGAUGGACAUACAAGAAGAAUGCCCACUAGGCCAAGCCGCAAACCCAUCAUUCUUCAA
This is a messenger RNA of Talaromyces stipitatus ATCC 10500, 2746 nucleotides long. Its product is annotated as proline-specific permease, putative. The record is from RefSeq and is a predicted model, not a curated record. Gene Ontology annotation, cellular component: membrane. The transcript is spliced from 8 exons. Lineage: Eukaryota; Fungi; Ascomycota; Eurotiomycetes; Eurotiales; Trichocomaceae. The coding region runs from base 1 to 1983 and encodes 660 amino acids. Gene Ontology annotation, biological process: transmembrane transport.